Messenger RNA from Saccharomyces kudriavzevii IFO 1802, 741 nucleotides. RefSeq names its product Hmo1p (gene HMO1). The transcript has a single exon. The record is from RefSeq and is a predicted model, not a curated record. The coding region runs from base 1 to 741 and encodes 246 amino acids. Lineage: Eukaryota; Fungi; Ascomycota; Saccharomycetes; Saccharomycetales; Saccharomycetaceae.
AUGACUACAGACCCUUCUGUUAAAUUGAAAUCCGCAAAGGAUUCCCUCGUCUCCUCUCUCUUUGAAUUAUCCAAAGCUUCUAAUCAAACCGCCUCUUCGAUUGUUGAUUUCUACAAUGCUAUCGGCGGUGAUGAAGAAGAGAAGAUAGAGGCUUUCACCACUUUGACCGAAUCCUUGCAGACCCUUACUUCUGGUGUAAACCACUUGCACGGUAUCAGCUCAGAACUGGUCAACCCUGCUGACGAUGAUAAGGAAGCGAUCAUUGUUGCCCCAGUCAAGCCUGUGAGAAGAAAGAUCGAACGUGAUCCGAACGCUCCAAAGAAGCCAUUGACCGUCUUCUUUGCUUAUUCCGCCUACGUCCGUCAAGAACUUCGUGAAGACAGACAAAAAGCUGGCCUACCUCCUUUAUCGUCUACUGAAAUCACACAAGAAAUCUCCAAAAAGUGGAAAGAAUUAAGUGAUGGCGAAAAGGAAAAAUGGAAGCAAGCUUACAAUGUCGAAUUGGAAAACUACCAAAGAGAGAAGUCCAAAUAUCUAGAAGCAAAGAAAAAUGGUACUUUACCACCAGCUUCUUUAGAAAACGGUCCUACACAUGCUCCUGUUCCAAUCCCUUUGAGUUUGCAGCAUGCCGCUGAACCUCCUGUGGAAAAGAGGCCUCAUGAUGACGACGGAUCUUCUGAAAAGAAGAAGAAGAAGAAGAAGAAGGAUAAGAAGAAGGACAAAUCCAACUCUUCUAUUUGA